AUGGAGCCGGACAUAAAUCUAUCAGAAGUAAUGCACGACAACUGGCUUCUGACCCAAAAGUACGUCUUUCGUUCGUUUCUUUUCCAAUAAACUUGUCUUCAGUGAUUCCGUCGCGAAUGAAGCUCAACAGGCGAUUACUGGCACAGACGAAGGGAAAGGAGACGACGGAGCAUUGAGGGGGCAAGAAAUCCACGUGGAACGAGAAGAAGAACUGCAGGAAGAGACGGAGGAGCUGUUCGAGCCGGAAGUUGACAUACUCGGAGAUUCUCAGGAGAGUGUGAGAGAGAUAGAACAGCCACUCAAGGUUAGGAAAAGAUUGAAACGGAAUGAAUUUAUCUUUUUCAGAAUGCCGAAGCCAUCCAACGUGCCCUAGAAGCGGGAUGUUCUGCUCCGCCCGAGAAAAGAGUGUUCGUCACCCCCGCUUACAAUCCUACUUUCACCGGUAAAUCUGAACUUGUUAAACUCUCGAUGAUAGUGGAUAAGUUUGCAGAUCUCUCGAAACCUCAGCAGCAGGUUCUCUACUAUCCAGGUAAGUCAUCACUCCGCGUUUCACGAAUUUUUAGUUUAUUUUUUUGACCGAGAAACCGAUUUCGUACUACCGCUAUAAAGCACGCUCUGUGUGAAUUCUAUCCAAUUCCCUUUGAAAAUGCCAGUUUUAUAAACACGAGCUGGCUGCCUAAUUUCUCAAAAUUCGUCGCUCUUUUCCCUUUCCGUCGCUCAUAUUUCAGUGUAUUUUUCCUCCUCUUUUUCUCUGUUUUUGAGUGCGGUCAGAAGCCGACGGAGUGAAGAAGACGCUUCUGACAAGCUCGAUACGCAGAAAAUGUUCUCUUCAUCGAAACAAACGGGGGACUAUCGAAUUUUUCCUUCUAAUUUGUUGAAAACCAAUGUUUCUCUUUCGAAAAGUCCGCAUUUUCACCGCUCUGGCACUUCUGUUCGACCGCAAAAAUUCAUUGAACAAAUGGUCUUUAGGCAGAAACAAAAAAGUGUUUGCGUGACUCAAUGGAAUUAGUCACCAUUCGCUUCCUUUAUUCUGUGACAGCAACCCGAAAGGAAAUGACUCUUUUCAUUUCAAUUCUGCUGAAUUGUAUAUUCGGCCUGAAAAAAGAACAACUCACUGAAAUCUUUCGAAGUGUACAAAUUCAAAGAACCUUUUAAACACAUCCAGUAAACUUUUCUUUCUCACUAACAAAACGUAAAACAUGCCCAUUGGUUGGCAAAAAUUUCGGAAAAUAUGAUAAUUGCCUCAAAUCCCACUCGCUCUUUCUCACUCUUCUUUUCCCGUGUUUGUCUUUCCUCCACUAUUUUCUCUUGCAUCCAGUCACAUUUAAUCAGAAAAGCGAGAGAAUUUUCAUCGGUCUUUCAGAGGAAAAGAACUUAUUAUUCUUCUUUUUUCACCCCUUCCUCUCCCUUCCAUAGUCAUUCUAUCUUUCCAUUCGUUUUCACAUCACUCCUUUUUUCCACUUCUUUCUUCAUCUCCCAAUUUUUCCACGUUCCAGGCUAUGCCAGCGCCCAAGGAUUCGCCGUCUCCUCGACGUAUCAUCAAGUAACACUGAAAAUUGAAUUUCAGACAGGAAUCACUUGAAUUUCAGCCGUUCAUGUCGAUGGUUCGGAAGCCUAAGACGGCGCAGAGUGCUCUCGCCAAUGCUCUCCAGCGUCCCUCGACGACCCAGAUGUUCGCGGCAGCUCCCGUAACUUUCGCCUACAUUCCAAGCUAUCCAUUCGGAUAUGCUCAGCCAUAUCAGAGAGCUGACGGAAUGAGUGUUAGCUAUAAUAAUUACAGAAAAUGAAACGUCUAAACCAUUUUCAGACUGAAAACAAUGGAGACGAACAACACCCACCGGGAAUACUGAUGUAGGCAGUAUUUGACAUGUUUGAUAAUUCAAUCAUUGAAUUUCAAUGGUUUCAGGAAAAGCGAGAACAAUCAACUACAUCAAUCGUCAAGUUAUGAGAAAAAAGGUAAAUUCGUAGUCGAAGUGUUCCUUUCGGAAAGUCCCUGAACAUCUCCGUAACGUUCCCUGCUCCAACUCUCAUUUCAUUCGUCCGCCCAUUCGCCGCCCGUCGCGCGUGUCUCUCUUGACGAUGAAUGGACGCUCCAUGAGCCCCAAUCUCCGUAUGCAAAUCGGUUUCUCUCUGCCGGCUCUCGAGCUCAUGGGCUUCCGGCGGCUUUUCGCAUUCGUACACAGAGAUGUGCAAGUGUAGUCAUGGAAACGAGGCAUCCAUAUGAAUUGGAAAGAAAUCGUAUUCUUCUGGAGGCAGACAAAAAUAACGGGAAGCGACUGGAAAUUGGGGCGAAAAGAAAAAUAUCGAAUGAAAAAUUCAGUCAGAAAAAAAAUUGUGCACGAAAUGUGAGCUCUUGAGUGCUCAAUAAAAUGAGACUUGAAGCAAACAAGCGUUUUGGCUCGCCAGUUUUGCUCAUUUUUCUUCUUUUUUUCCACUCUUUCUUUGCUCGCCUUCACUUUUUCGCCAGUCUUUCUCGUGUGAACAACCUUGUUCGCUUGAGAACGAACCAAUCGACUGAGUAUUUCAAGAAGGUUUGCAUUUGGAAUUUUGAUGGAAAAUUGAAGGUUGCCAAUUCCUGAAGCGCACGCCUCCUAGUAGAAGCGAGUUCUGUUCUAGCUGUUCUAGUUGCUCAGAAUAAUUUCAAAGUAAUGCUCAAUUUAUGAAACCAAAUAUAUUUAGCUGACAAAACCCCUCUGUUAUUUGAAAAAGUGACCUUUAAUUUUCUUUUUUCAAAAUCCAUUCUGCACUUUUUCCAACAAGGAAAAAGAUUUAGAAAUCGAAAAAAAAGAUGGAAAACAAGCACGAAAGUCAGCCAUUAGUCAGUUUUAUGGCCGUAUAAAAUCCAGUUUUCUUUCCCAUUUCCAUUUGCCUUUUCCAUCUUAUUUUCCAUCUCGGAUUUCUGUCUCUCUUCUCACAUCCACUCUUCUCAAAACGCACAUUGUUGCCUGAUUCACCUCACGAAAGAGUUUAUCUGCAGCCUAACGGGGCAGGUGUGAAAUGCGAAAUUGUCGAAAGAAAAGACGGCUUCUCUUUCGACUCAACGAAAAAAUUCUUUCCUUUUCUGCAUUUCUCUCUGAUUUUUUCCCACAACGAUUUUGCAGCAACUUCUUCUUCGACCGCCGUUUUUUCGUCGUCUUCUGGAGGAUGCAGUACUUCGCAAACGUCGACCACCGCAACAACCACCACUUCGGCAUUCAUCCGAAAUCACCAGAAUCGGUGCUUCGAGCUUCCAGAAAACGUGCUCGACGGAGCAGUCGAUGAGAACAGCGCAGAUGAGCACAAUGAUUCUCAGGUAAACAAUACAAUUAACAAAAAAACGUAAAAUGCUUCGAGCUUAUGGGUUCUUGUAGACAGCAUUAAUUCAGUAAACAAAUCACGUUGACCCCGUUUUCAAUAAAACAGUGGUGAAAUUUUUGAGUCAUAGUUUCCCCGUUGUUGCCUUUCUAUCGUAGGUCACGUUGUCGUUAAAGAUUUCGUCGUUUCCUAAUCUGGAAUUAUAGCCAUCCCCGCUUCCCUUUUAUAGUUGUAGUCAUCCGGGCGGCUCUUUCUUGUCCCGCUUCUCCUCUCUCUCUUCUCUCAUACGAGGAUUACUGUGGAAAGUUUUUGCAGGACGGACGACAGAGUCCAAACGAAGAGGCAGUGGCGAACAGUGAAGACGGAGACGUUAUAGACGUCAGUAUGGAAGGACACGAGAAUGGGGAGAAGCUGGCUGUGGUCGAAGAGACGGAAAACAAAGAAGUGGGGAAAGAACACGCAGCAGAGACUCACGAAGGCGAGAAUGUGACGGAGACGGUGAGAAUGACGCUAAGACGCAGAGGAGGAACGAAGAUUGCAGAGACGGGACGAAGAGGCAGCUGAAGGAGAAGUGGCAGAUAGAGGCGCCGCCGAUUCGACGACGUCUUCCGCUGUCACGAAGUAUCCGAAGAGUGAACUGGAGGCGCUGUUGAUGCAACCUGUCAAGAAACAUAUCUUUCAAGGUUUAUUUUGCAAUUUUUCGUCAAGAUGGCUACGGAUGUAACAAAAAAUUUUAAAACAUUCCCAUUCCUGCUGGGACGUCAAAAAUGCCAAUUUAUCGCUCCUGUUGUACUCGAGCCCGACUUCAGAAAAUUUAGCUUCAAUUCGCAAACAUAGACGUGGCAAGAACGUUAAAUAGAGUGUUGUGAAAUGGCAUUUUCUUUCAGGUUGCGCUCUAGAAACGUGUACGCGCUCGAAUAAUUGAAAAGUAAGAGAUGCGGGGAAACAGACAACAUGGGGUGGGAUGCGAUAGCCUGUUAAUUAAUCAAGGUUACCAGCUUUCGUUGCGAGACAGAUUCAGCUUGUAUGCUUGACCAUGAGCGUCCGUUCUUAGCUUAAAUACAUCCCCGUCUUCAGCUUGUUGACAGGAGUUUCCGUCCGUUCCCCUACCGGCCAUCUGCCGCUUUCUCCCACUAUCACUUUCCCUCUAAACCAGCAAAAAAGCGGUACAGGCAAACAAAAACAAUGUGGCGUCUUGUCGCCCGUAUACACCUGCCGCCGACUCUCCCCUUCUGCGUCUCGUUCUCUUUGCAACUGCGGGAACCGUAGUCACUACAUGGCUCCUCUCUCUGGCACCGCCCACUCGUCCGGUCGGCUUUCGGUCCCACGAAUACUUCUUGUCUCCUUCUUCUCCUUCGUCGUCUUGUCUUGGGUCGUAUCGAUCUGACCCCUGUCGGCGCUGGCCUCCUCCAUUCCGUUCAUUGCCAUCGUCGGUCGGUCGCUCGGUCGUCGCCACUUUUCCGUUGCUGCUGCUGCCGCCGUCGCCCCUGACUAGUCGGAGAGGAAAACGAAGAGGGACCUCUCUCCUUUCUCGUGUGCGUGUGUGCCCCUUUUCCCUUUCAUCGCCCGUCUAUUUCGCCCCCGGAGGCCACCGCACUCGUCGUCGUUGUCAGCGUCGUCGCCGCCACCGCCACCACUUCCCCUCCCGCCGCUUUCCCUCGUUUUCACUCCCUCUAUUCCACUUUUACCCCCCGUCUGUCCCUCUGUUUCCCUCCCACAUUCGUCCUCCCCAUUCCCUUCCCAGUCCCGUGCGUCUGCUGGUAUAGCGAGAGGAUGGGCUGUAUGUCAUCCGUUUCGCACUCGCAUUGACAGAUCCUCCCGACAGACAUCGCAAAAUGGCAUCAGUUGUGGCAGAAGCAGUGGCAGCCAUAUCCACUAUUUACAUUCAUCCCCUCCCUUUAUUGGUUUGGUGUCAAUUUCGAUUCCCGCUUUAGUUGUGGCAGUUUGCACUAGAUCACUCUUUCAUACGGUUUGAUAAUUGCUAUUUCCCGAGUUGGAGCAAUGAGUCAUUGCCGUCCUUCCGUUCCAUCCAAUUUGUAGUCUUCCGCAGUUCGUGAGACGAUGACUAAGUGCCACAUCAUCAACGAAUUUCCAUCCAAUAUACGUGAAUGGGUAGCUCCCACAUUCCCCCGUUUCCACUUGACUUCGCUUCUCCACUUCACAUCACACCUACGACUUCAGUCUUCAAAAUACUUCUGCUCACUUUUAAAUGUCCUCUCUUCAUAAGAAAGGUACAGUAUUCCUUCCAUUCAUGCAUCACCCAUCUCAUUAAAUCAAGAAAUCAAGAAUUUAUCCGCAACCCAUUAAGUCGCCCCUAGCAAGCUCAUAUUAUUAUUGCUCUAUUUGCCUGGCCCGCCUAUUCCCGUAAUUUCUAAUUACACGCCAGUUUGCCACAUCAUAAAACGGCGAACGAUUAGUGAUUCGAGUGAUUCUAUUGUCAUCCAUUACAUCACCCCGUCUCCGCCGCUCCCUUUCCUUCCGUCCGUCCCCGUCCAGUCCAUCAUUCAGUCAGUCCCUGCUUCGCUUCCCUUCCGACGACUCUUUCCCAUCAUCAUGCGUGUUGUCAAGCUCACGCCCGUCCAAGCAGCGUUUCCCGUCCCUCGUCUGAGUCUCCAGCUCUCACUCUCUCUCCAGACGAGAGCACACACUGAGGGAGGGAGUGGGAUGUAAAGUAUUCCGAAGGGAAGCGAUCCCGCAGUCCCAUCUGACGAGCGCUUUGUCAUGAACACAACUCGAGAAGACAGAGACGGAUGGAAGAUGAUCGGUGUUCACGCUUGGCGUCUUUUCCAUUCCUUCUCGACGUUUCCAAAAAGUGAAAGUGAGAAGUCGUUACCAUGCUGCUGCUGCCGGUGAGAGAUGAUGACCGUUUAUCAUCUCUCCAUCAUCACCUCUUUUUCUUUGAUAUUUCUUUGAAGACGGUCAACAUAUACAGCAUCGGCCGCUGCGCCACGCCCUUCACUUCCGUUAUGCUCUCUCGCCUUCGCCUCUUACCAUACAUUUUCUCAGACCGUGUUCCCGGUGUCUUCUCCUCCAGUUCCUUUACAAUAUUUCUAUUCUACCUUGCUUUCCGUGCCCUUCUAUAUUUUUCCGGCAUCGUCGAUCGGACGGACGGGCAAGAGGAGGGCGCGCGAUCGCCCCCUGCAGACGUCUUUCAGACCCGGGACUCUUUCUCGAGAACACGCACACGCACACCCAUCACAUUCACUCCUCCCGCCACACUCGGCUGUGUGUAUGGGAUGAGGAAAGAAAAGAGAAUGCGACUGCCCCCAUCGUACUUUUCUUGCUCUUUUUCUGCGUUUCCAUGCUAUCAUAACGUCUGAAUAAAUCCACUAAUUUCACAUUCUUGAUUUCAGAGUAUCAGCCUUCGUUUGUUCUCGCCUAUAGUACUCUCGGGACCCAGCCACAGUCUGCACAACAAUCGUCUAAGACGAUGCAGUUCUAUCAGCCACCGGCUCAGCAACAUCUUGCUCGGAGCACUCCUCCGCCCGGUUUCGCUUCAGUAAGUUCAAGAACGCUAUAUUGAAUGUAACUGAAUCCCUUUUUUUAAUUUUCAGCCGUACGGUAUGAGUAUGCGCCCACACGAAGAGGAGACCCGACAAAUCAUGAACCUGGAUAAUCAGCAAGCGCACAACUCCUCGCCAACCUCAUCGUGGUAAGUCGUUUAUGCAUAACGGGGGAGAAGCGGGAAUAUGCUGAUUCGGUUAGGUCGAAAAUCGGACGAAAUUAAGUGCACCGCCGGUGCGGCAGUUUAUUGCUUGUGCUUCUGCACGACGACACAUUAUAAAGACCGCUGCUAAAACGGGGAGAAGGAACACAUGCGCAGUACAAGUAGAAGCGGAUCAUUAUUAUGGCAACUGGUCGGACGGGGACUGAGGCUGAUCCCCGCUGUCGGAACCGAGCGAUUAUUGAAUCCCGCGCGCCGCCGUUGUCGUCGUCGUCAUCGUCGCCGCAGCACGCUCUCGCAAACUUGUUUCGGUUUUCGAUCGACUAUACUUGUUGGUAACUGCAUAGUACGACGACAACGCGAUAGUGUAUUCGAUCAGCGGGGCGUUGAAGUUUCUAUUGAUGCCACGUCACUGUGCAAAUCGGAAACAGCGUAACAGAAUCGAUGCUCGUAAGCCGAGCGAGCGUAUCCAAUUUGUUUCCCGCACCUAUCUGACCAGUAACUAAUUCCAUCUGUGUUGUUCCAUUCUCCGGCUCGUCAGCUGCCGUCGCUGCUAAUUGAAUCAAAAGGUGCGUGUGGUUGCGUGUUUCUGCUGUGCGCAAUUCACCCAUCACCGCCGUCGCCAUCACUCUGAAUACCAUGUAGGAAACGCGGGAAACGGGCCGUUGCGCUCCCCUUGAAUGAGGGGCAGACAGAGAGUGAGGAUACCCAGAGAGAAGAGAAGCCUCCGGAAAUAGUAUGGAGGCGCAGGCAAUGCAUGACUGAAUGGGCGGCUGGAGCAAUUGCGGUUGUUGAGGCGGACGGACGGACGGACGUGCGGGAGGCUGUGUGUGGCAGGGCUCUACACAGAAAGAGCCAGUCAAAGUAAGAGGGAAACGAGAAACCUCUCUCUCUUUUUCGCCCUCGUUCUCUUCUCUAUUCGCUUGUUUCGAUAGGGACUCUCUGCUGCGUCUAAAGUGCCUGAGGGUCCUGACAAGAAGAGGAGACGGCAAUAUGUAUGUCCAUUGGGGGCUUCUCUUGUGAAGAUGGGAAGACUCUUGGGGAGUGGAAAGAAGGAUGAAAAGGGCACUGUGGAAGGGAGAUGGAUGGCUGAUAGUUCCGGAGACAUGAGAAAAAAACAAAAUGCGUUUCUACUGUAGGAAUGUCGGAAUGACAGUCAAAAUCUGAUUUCCGUUUUUUAGUUAAAUACAAGAGGAAUAGAGACAUAUAUAAACUCAAUCGUUUGCAGGAACCAGCCGUACCCACAGAUGACAAAUCUGAAUGCCUACCAACCACGUGCUCAGUCCCUUUAUGCACCUCAAGGACCUCCACCAAUGGUUCAUCAGAACGGACCUCCAGGAGUGGUUCCUCCUUCUAAUCCGUACUAUCAGCAACCACCCGUUCCACCCCAUCAUCACAUGCAGCCGCAAGCACCGAUGAUGGCACCUGGUAUGCACGGGCAACAGCAACAGCCGUACUACAACACGCAGUCGCCACUAACUGGUGAGUAAACGAUCUGAAUAGCACCAAUUAUAUAAAAACUGUUUGUAGGAACUCCUCCUUCGAUGAAUUACGGAACUCCACAAAUGCCAGCUCCGCAAACAGCUAAUGGCAACGCUCCGAUUUUCAAUUUUUCGAAACCGAGAAACUCGAAUGAAGGGUCCGCAGGAAACGGAGGAGGACAUCGGAGAAAGAAGCAGAACGAAUUGGUGAGAAUUUUAUUUGAAUAAAGCUAUGUUAUCAGCUGCUUUUUCCAGAGCUCUCCUCGCUACAAUAACAAUAGUGAAGACGUGGAUGCAUCAGUCUUCCCUGACAUGGCCGAUUUCCCAUUGCUUGAUGUCGUUCAGUCUAAAGCAAAGAAGGACGCCGGACGGAAACCAUGUCGGCCGCAUCUCUGCGAGCAGUCCCGAAUGCUCAUAUCGCGUGUCUGUCAUUUCCAAAGAGAGUUUAUCAAGAGGUGAGACAUCUCCUUGGCCUUCAUUUGGGACCCUUCCCCAUCAGUGCUCCAGAAUGCCGACGUGCAGUAGUCAUCCGGGGGCAGUCAUGUGGCGAAUCGUUGGCGUUGCCCGCGCGUCUUGAGCACGGCUCGUCGAGCUCUGGUCUGUGUGCAUGCGGGCGCACGAGUGAGUAUGUAUGUGCUCCGCGAGCACAAACGAGCUGCAUUUGUCGUCGUCAGCCGGCCUUCAUCGUCUUGGCGUGUCCGCCGAAGCCCAUCGGUUCUCGCGCACACUCCACUUUCUUUGAGCUCUCUCGAGAAGCGCCUCUCGUGCCGCCCGAUUGGUUUCAGUGUCCCCGGGCUGUCUGCGUUUCCCUCUCCUGAGCCUCUCUCCAUCGUGUGUUUCCCUCUCCCCGAUGGCUCAUCGUCGUCAACGUCUUCGACUGCCGUAGUCGUUGUCGGACGUCCUAUCGGAGUUUUUAGAUGAUGACGAUGAUUAGGGAUGGCGAUGGAAGGAAACGAUUGCAGAAAAGAAGGGGCGAGCAUUUGAAGAUGCCGCCAAAUGCCGCUAGCUUUCUCAAGCUACAGUAUGGCGGUUAUGGGAUAGUGCACGCAGUUCUCACGGUUAACGAGAGACGGUGCUAUGCAUAAUAUUCUCCGGCGCUUUGUUUCUUCUCGAAAAGAAAACGUGAGGGAAGCGGUUCUCGCUGGGCCUGAAUGUACGAGACGGAAAGCGCUUGAUUAUGUCCACAUAUACAAAUACACUCCGUCGGCACUAACGGCGCUCGGAGCACGUACGAGGGAAUCUAUAAACACUCACAUGCAUUAUGCUAACUGAAUACACCCGAAGAUACGUAUAAACCCUAUUUAUUUUUCAGACUUCCUGCACGUCAUCCGUUAGCAAGUUCUCCGUUCUCCAAGCCCGACCAAUGGACAUCGCAAAUGAUGGGAAUCUCCUUGGCAACUGUCCGCAAAUGUGUCGAUAUGGCUGUCGACGAGGAAGUAUUCACUAGAUGCACCGACAAGAAUCUUGUCAAUCUGACUGUGAGCAGUUCCACGUUCAAUCGGUCAUCAACUGUGUUUUUUUCAGCCUUCUGAGCGUGCCGAAAGGGAAGAACUUCUCUCGAAGUUGUCGACAGUUUUCGAGGACGAAAAGUCAUUGGGGGCUGGAACUGCGGGACUGACUAUCGCCGAGUACUCUCCAAGACGCUCUUAUUCCAACACUCUUCUCCGUCAAUCGACCGAUGAUAAGUCGUCGAAUUCGUCGUACGCCAUGAAUGGAGCCGAGUUCGGAAGCAGCGAGACAACUCUUCUGAACCUGGACGAUCAUUCGAACAGCUCGAAGGACUUUGGAACGACUCCAACUCCGUCAAUGGAUCUCAACAACGGAGGACCAGUGUUCGAAGAACUCGGAACAAUUGGAGUCAGCAACGAAGGAGACAAGGAUUUGGUGCCCAAAGUAGAGACUCCGAAGAGAGGAAGACCUCGCAAAGCACCAGGUGCUCCGACGACCAAAAACAGCAAAAGAAAGGCAUCGAAUGAGGACAGCGAGGUAGCUGAAGACGUAAGUGGUUCAACCCUUCACGAAGUAUUCAAAAUGUCAAAUUUUAAGAAAGAUGAGCAUGACAAAAAGACUGAAGACGAGGAUGAGACGAAUGAGGAAACGGAAAAGAAGCCGGAGGAUUUGCAACCAGUGGUUCCAAUUGAAAGAGAAGAUGACGCUGCUUCUAGCGAGGCAUGAUAGCAUGUGAAGUAAACUUUUCGAACCUCAACGCGUUUCAGGGUACGAAUCGCAGUGAAUCGGCCACUCCGGAACCAGUCGCCUCUGAAGCUGCAGUUUCGCCGAAAAAAGUUCGUGCUACGAGACGCAAGAAGCGAGGAACCGCGGAACUCGACGAAGACUACACGACGGCGACCAAGAAGAAGCGAGGAUCUGUCACUUCUGCCACUGCGGGAAUCCCCCCGUUGACUCAGGUCGACGACGAAAACGCGGAGCAUAAGAUGGUGACAAGGUAGAUUCAUAGUUUUCGUUCUGUACUGGAAUGGUUCAAUUUUUAGAGCUAGAAGCCGUCAACCGUGA
Messenger RNA from Caenorhabditis sp. 36 PRJEB53466, 10953 nucleotides. NCBI's taxonomy places the organism in Eukaryota, Metazoa, Nematoda, Chromadorea, Rhabditida, Rhabditidae. The record is from the annotation of a GenBank genome assembly.